AUGACGCUAGCUGGAAGCGGAAGCUCGAUCGGCUAUCUUGAGAGCUCCAAGCCCAAGCGGGUGUCCUCGGCCCUAGCCGCCACCAGAGCGCUGCUUUCCGAGCGGCUGUCGCCAGGCAAGAGCGAGGCGUCGCCAGGAAUCGAGCCGGCCCGCCCAACAACCGCCUCGCAGGCCCUCACAGCAGGGGCGAGGUCGUCUGGCGCUGCUGCUGGGCGGCCGGCAUCGGUCAUGUCACACCACCGGAAGCAGUGGUCUCCAGCACGAGCCCGCCGUUCGGACGGCGACGUGCCACUGCGGAGCGUGGCCCCGGCUGGCGAAAGUCCUGGCGAUGGGAGCAGCGCCAAGGCCGACGACCCGACCUUUGUCUUUCGCAACGAGCGCGGCGAGACCGUGUCGAGCGGCACGCCGGCGAUCCAAGCGUGGCUCCGCGACAAUCCGGACCCACCAGAGCCGCGAUGGUAUGUAGUUGAUGCGCCGCCACCGCGGCCAGCCACAGUCUCAGGCUUUCGCCGGCCGGCGACGGCCAAGGGCGCAGUCGGCCGGAGCGCAGCAACCAAGUCGAUUCCGAUCUCAACCACGUACGAGUUUGCGCGGACCGCUCCGGUGGUGCGCCCGUCGACGGCCUCGCCGAGCUCUCGAGGUACAGCAGGUGGAGCCGGCGGCAGCUCGGGCGACUUUCGCUCCGACGCCAUCGAGCUCGAGGUUGCGCUCCUCGACGCGCUGAGGAACUCGGGCGCCGAGAGCGAGGGCUCGUGCCGGAUCCGGCGGACCGUGUACUCGCAGCUGUUCGAGGUCAUCAUCGAGCGAGUCCCGACGUACGCCCACCUGCUCAAGCUCAUCAAGUCCGAGUAUGACUCGGGCGAUGUGCUGGACCAGAACCGCGAGGCCGAGAUGCGCGAAGAGAAGGAGCUUGCCCAGCAAAUCGCCGACGAUGCCCGGACCGAGCUGUGCGAGCUCACCAACGCCAACGCCCAACUCCGCGAGGAGAUGUCGCUGCUUCGCGAGACAGAGGCUGCGCUUCUCUCCGAAAUGGAUGCCAAAGACGCCGAGAUUCAGCACCUCAACGAUCGGCUGCUCCAGCUCAACCCGCUCUGGCUCAAGCAACAGUCGUUCUACACCAAACUCCGCGAGAUGGAGACCGACCUGGAGUCAACCCUCGCCUCGGCGCUUGUCUCGGAGCCUGCUGCCGACGAGAAGCCCGAGUUGACCGCCGAAGAGCUUGAUGCUGCCGACAUCGAGACUCUGGUGGCGCUCUCGACCCAGCCGGUGCCGGACCACGUGGUGGCCCGCCUCCACACCCUUGAGGACCGCGUUUUCCAGCUCCAGACCGAGGUCGACCUUGCUCGCAAGCGCGAACGCGAGGUUUACGCUGAUCUCCUCCGCCACAAGCAACUCGCCGCCGGCCUGGACACCGAUGGCGUCUUUGGCGGCGGUGGCGAGGCUGCGUCUAGCGAUGGCGAGGCCAGCGGUGCUAGCGCAGACGUCGGCCUUGAUGACCACGACCUGGCGUCGUCAGCCUCGACUUCAUCGAGUUGA
Thecamonas trahens ATCC 50062 is the source of this 1536-nucleotide messenger RNA. RefSeq lists its product as uncharacterized. The transcript has a single exon. NCBI's taxonomy places the organism in Eukaryota, Apusomonadida, Apusomonadidae. The record is from RefSeq and is a predicted model, not a curated record. Bases 1 to 1536 code for a protein of 511 amino acids.